This is a messenger RNA of Caenorhabditis sp. 36 PRJEB53466, 5494 nucleotides long. Lineage: Eukaryota; Metazoa; Nematoda; Chromadorea; Rhabditida; Rhabditidae. The record is from the annotation of a GenBank genome assembly.
AUGUAUUUCUUACAAGAAUUCGGGAAGAAGGUAUGUCUUUUUAUCUGAAAACUUUCACCUAAAUCAAACACGUUUUUCUUUUUCCUUUGGACUUUUUCGCUUCUUAAAAACGUUUGCUGGUUUGUGGACACUGAAAGAGGAAGAAGUUCGAGGGAAGACACACCCAAUCGGAUAGAAACAAGAAGAAGAAUAGUAGUAGUUGGCCGGGUGAUUCAUGCUGUGAUCACACCUUUCUUUCCCAAACAUUUCAUCAUCGAAUAGGGAAAAACCUGUAGUAAUUAGUAAUUCGGUUUACGUUUUCGGGUCCCCUAAAAAUUGUUGUCCAGGAUCCGUGAUCACCAAAACGGAAAAGAGAAACUAAUGACCACGACCAUUGACAACGUAAAACAGAGCUUAUCAUAAAACUCUGGACUAUUGUUGCAGAGAGGAAGAGAGAAACAGAGAGAGAGAGAGAGAGAGAGAGAGAGAGAGAACUUGGAAAAGAGUUGCGAAAUAGGGUGUGUCUGAAAUUGGGAUGGCAGAUGUGUAGUCCAAAAGUUCCGAGAAAACAAAGAAAUAAAGAGAAACUUAUCAAAUGGGAACCGGUCCGAAGAAGAGCUGGUCGUGUGAUUACAGUUCUUUUCUUCAUCAAAUGACUAUCAUAUGUAUGAUGAGUGUAUUGGGUGGUUUCAGUUUCAGUCACAACCGAUGUGACAACUGACUUUUCUAUGUCACAGUACUAGUCUGUUCGUUUUCCAUUAGAUUUCGAUAAAUUUUCUUGGAAAAAUGAUAUUUUUCUCUAAACUCUGAAAUUCGAAGUUCACUCAAGUUCACUUCAAAACUUCAUCAAUCUACGCAGUAGCUUUUUAAACGUUUAAAGGACCAGGGAACCCAAAAAUUUUUUUAUUUUUUUGUGAAAUUUUUUUGUGACUGUUUGAAUUAUCUCUUAUUGCCUCAUACACUGGUGAAAUGCUGCGUCUCAAAAAUGCCAAUGAACGAAACGGCAUGCAGUUGAAGUUGUGGCCGUGGCCUAGCGCCAAUGGCCGAAAAAUAUAUAAAAAUAUAUGCGCUUCUCGGCCAUUUUAUUUUUUCCGCUUUUUUACCGGUUUUUUUCCAAAAAUUCACGGUUUCUACCAUUUUUCAGUUGAUUGACAUUUGUUCGGCACUUACUUAUUUUUUCACUGCUAAAAAAUUGUUUUCAUUCAGUCGAUAUGAAGUGCCAAAAUGGGAGAAACCGUGAAUUUUUGGAAAAAAACCGGUAAAAAAGCGGAAAAAAUAAAAUGGCCGAGAAGCGCAUAUAUUUUUAUAUAUUUUUCGGCCAUUGGCGCUAGGCCACGGCCACAACUUCAACUGCAUGCCGUUUCGUUCAUUGGCAUUUUUGAGAAGCAGCAUUUCACCAGUGUAUGAGGCAAUAAGAGACAAUUCAAACAGUCACAAAAACAUUUCACAAAAAAAUAAAAAAAUUUUUGGGUUCCCUGGUCCUUUAAAUUCUUUUUGCGGUAAUACCCUGAUUGACGUGAACUUUUUCCUACUUACCUAUUCGGUCACAUCCGCUCUAUCAGUUUCCGGCCCUGAAUUAGUCAGAACAGCGGUGUGGCUACUGCAUCUGUCUGUCAAACUUAUCAGACCACACCCCUAUUUAGUCAUUUCAUUUCCAAUUCGGCAGCGCAGCAGCAGCAGCAGCCACAUUUCCUCCGUAUGUAUUUAUUUGUAACAAUUUUGUAUUGUGUGCUCCGGAACCGGAAAGCCAGCCUAAACCGGUCAACUUCGAGUGGGGGGGGGGACGAGCAAAAAGCCUUACCCUACUUUUCUUAUCGAGCGCCGUUUUGCACGCCUUGGCACUUAGGGUUAGACUCUAAACCGUUUCGAACACACUCUUAUUCACACGUUUUUGGAACAAUGAAAGUCAAAUCUUCUUAACUUUUUUGUAUGAAGCACUAUUCCAAAAUAUCAUUCUAUUUUUAGAAACAGAACUAGAGAUCUUAUCAAUUUCACACCUUUUAAGGGCUACUACGUGGGUGUGUGAUUCAUUUCCUCCUCCUCCUCAAAUACAAUAAGUAUAAGUUAAUAGUCUCAAAUUGAUAGGCGGUGCCAUUCUGUUCCAACGCAAACUGCCUUGAUAGAAUUGCAUAGUGUUCAAGUUUUUAGUGCCUUUUUGCAAGCUCUAAAAAGAAGUUGAACCUUUUUAUUAGGCUGAUUGAGACAAUCUAAAGUAAAGCGUCGUCCCUUGUGACGUUGCCGACAACCGGCAGUGUUGCAAUAAAAAGUUAGUAUUUGACACUUUGAAACUUCCGUGAAAUAACUGUACACGUCAAGCCAAACGUGUGUUACCGGAAAAGUUAAUCCACUUAUCUAUUUUCAAAUGUUCGUACUCGUUUCGUUUCACUGAAAGACUGUCCUCCCCUCCAGACUCGGACGCCUUGACGUAACAGCUUGGUCCUUCGGCUCCGCCCAUUUUCCCAACUUUCCGUCUCUCUCUCCUCCUUCGUUACUUUAUGGUUUUUGCGUUUGGCCGCCCCGCCACAAUGUGCUGCUUAUCAUGCUGCAAUGAUUCGCUGGCACCGAUGACGGUGUCUGGUUUUUUUUUGCCAUUCGCAUUAUUAUGAUGAUGAUGAUGAUAGUUGUACUGUUUUUCGUAUGCACAAAAUGAGACCAAACGUAGUGUCGCUCCAUAAAUUAUUGUUAUCACUCGCACAUUGAUACAUUCUGACGCUUUCUCCAAUAUCAGGCAUAACAAUACAAUAUUUUCUAAUUAAAGCUCAUUUCUACUUUGCACCCCACUAACUAUCACACUUUAACAAUUUCAGAUCAAGGAGGUUAAACAGAAAGUGGAGAACAUAUUCAAGUUCACCAAAGCACCGGAAAUGUCGCCUCCACAGGAGAAUCAGCGAUCGCCAAUCAGUUAUGCCACCUACAACAUCAAUAACAAGCACGCAAAGGCACCAAGACAGGCGCUUUUUGAAAUUUCGCUGAACAAUGGUGUGGGUAAGUGUGUAAAACGGUCCACUCCGCCUAAUUUUAUAGCCCUUUGUCGUUAAACGUGUGAUGUUCCUUCCUGUCUUGUUUUGUCCUUUCGUCGCAACGUUCAAGUGAGUGUGUAAGGUACUAAAGUUCUGCUUUAAAAGUGAAUUGCAAAGUCAGUCCCUUUAGACCGACCGCACGCAAAGUCAAUAGAUGUCCUUCCCAAAAGUAUAUGCAAAUUAUGAGAGUUCCUUAUCAUUUUCUCCUUCUUCCAGCCUUUUCCAAUCUUUUCAACGUUGCUUUCUGACCUUCAUUGUUUUUGUUUUUCGAGCCCGUACGUUCAUGUCCUUUAAUACCGCCUCAAAAAACCAUCUUGUUGUCAGCUGUCGUCCUAAUCUUAUUAGUGCUCCGUUUUCAGGCUUGAUGCCAGCAAAGCAAGCGGGUUUUAACCGCGUGCUGGACGGUCUGAAAAGGCGUCAGCUGGAGCACGACUUCCAGCUGGACCGCGCCGCCGAGACCUACAAACCUGUACAGAACAUCGGCUCCGGAGCGUUCGGAAUCGUUUGUGAGGCGAUCGAAACUUCCAGUGAAGACAGGGUAAGACACGACCCCCCAAAGAACAAAGUUACAGUAAUUUUUUCAGGUUGCCAUCAAAAAAGUCGCCCAUGCUUCCGCCACACCCACUCUUGCAAGACGUACUCUCCGUGAAAUCCGCGUGCUCCGUUACAUCAACCAUCCAAAUAUUGUGACUCUCCGUGACAUUUUCCGCACAAAAGGACCGCUUGGCAUUGAUGUCUAUCUUGGUGAGUUGGUAGUAGGUUCGGAAUUGUUUACGACAUGACCGAUUCAAUUCGUGAAGCGCUUUUGUAUGUUAUCUAUAGGUUUUUCGUCGAAUGAUAAAAAUAGUACAAUGAUCAGUAAGCACGUGAAUGAGGUUUUUCAGUGAUGGACUUGAUGAACAACAACUUGCACCAUAUCAUCUAUGGAAACGAGGAUCCAUUCGAAGAAGACAUCCUUGUCCAUUUUCUAGGACAACUGUUGCGAGGACUAGAGGUACGCACACAUGAUACUGUUUUUCAUUUUUCAAGUUUGCACAGACGGCCUAUAAUCAUUUCUUCGAUAACACUAAUCAAAUAUUCUUCUCCUUUCAAGACGCCAAAAGUGUACUAUACGAAAGUAAACAUAUGAUUAUUAUACAUAAGGAAAAGAGCCUCCCCUCUUUUUUUUUUUUUGAAAGAGAAAAGCGAGAGAACUAGAGGGAAAAGGAGUGACGUCUGCAGUAGUGGCGCCGGUCGUAAAACAUUUGAAACUAUUGUCUCGGGCGGAAACUGAAACUGAAAAUGAAACUGGGAACAGAAAACAAUUUCAGUAUCUGCAUGCGGCAUGCAUCGCGCACCGAGAUCUCAAGCCUUCCAACUUGCUGGUCAACCUGGACGGAACCCUUCGGAUAGCGGAUUUCGGAAUGGCUAAGUGCGCGGAUAACAGUGCCAAGAAGCAUGACGACGAGGAGCACUGCUUCUACAUGACCCAACACGUCGCCACUCUUCCCUACAGAGCUCCAGAGCUGCUGUUUGUGCUCCCGGAGCACUCGACGGCUGUGGAUAUGUGGGCGGUCGGAUGCAUUUUCGGAGAAAUGAUCAUCAGAAGUGAACUGCUGCCGGGGAGAAGUGUGCACGGACAGAUCAAGUUGCUGCUCACGGUGCUCGGACAACCACCGCAGUACGUGAUCGACAAGAUUCGAUGUGAUCGCACCCGGAAGUUGAUUCAAGACUUUGGAAGGAAAACAGAUGCCGAGUGGGAUGAUAUCAUGUACUGCCAGGCGAGAGGAGAUCAGGUAUCCUAACGAUAACCUGAUCUGGUUUACGAGAAUUUCAAACGUUACAGCAAAUUGUUCGCGGAAAUUGUGACGCCAUCGAUUUUGUGAAACAACUUUUCCAGUACGAUGCCGAAAAGCGGAUGAACAUUCGAGACGCUCUCCGCCAUCCGUACAUUGAGAACAGGAUGCAGAGACAGCCAGCUCAAGCCGUGUGCCCGUUCAAGGUAUUUUAGAUCACAAUUUAGUCAAGAGAAAGUGUUUUUUUUAGGUAAAAAGUGACAUGAUACAAGUGGAAGACUUGAGCCAUCCGCAGCUCAUUGAGACCCUUCAGCAGGACGUCAGAUCAGCGGAUAACACUUACAAGGAGAUUCAUUCUGGAGGUAACACCAUUCUCUUUGCCCAAAAGUGCUUAACUAACCAACACCUCACGCGUGUACGUGUACCAUCCACUAACUCCUUAAUUUUCCACAGGUUACAACAGUUGGUCCGCCGGACGAUUCCAAACCGAACGCGAGAUGGAAAUCAGCGGAAUGUCCAGAGAAUCGUCAAGCUUCUACCAGGAUUCUUCGUAUACUAACGGGUGCUUAACUUUUUUGUUCUCGUUUUGGUUUUAACAUCACAUUUUCCCUAUUUCAUUCCCAAAUUACAUUUUAUUUUUUCAGAUUCAACCGGCAGCAACAGUUCGGAUAUGUCAGCGGACACCAGCGGGGAAUUCUAUCCGCCAGUUGCCGCGCAUGA